This is a messenger RNA of Anneissia japonica, 1279 nucleotides long. RefSeq names its product netrin receptor UNC5A-like. The coding region runs from base 119 to 1279 and encodes 386 amino acids. Gene Ontology annotation, cellular component: membrane. The transcript is spliced from 5 exons. Gene Ontology annotation, molecular function: netrin receptor activity. Lineage: Eukaryota; Metazoa; Echinodermata; Crinoidea; Comatulida; Comatulidae. Gene Ontology annotation, biological process: netrin-activated signaling pathway. The record is from RefSeq and is a predicted model, not a curated record.
UGAUGUCACGCAGGGGAAAGGCUGUAUUGGCCUAACACAAAAGGCUAUACUUACGGAACUUUCUUUGCAUUUAUGUUGCGUUUUAAAGAUAGCAAAUUCAAUUGAAACUAAAAAUACAAUGGAUCCGACCGAGGAAACAAGAACUGAUUUUCCACGAUGGGCCUAUGCUAUUAUAUGUCUUGUUAUUCUAUUUGUAAUUCUCAUAAUAUGGUAUAUUUGGAUAUACAGGGACAGCUUCUGGUCAUGUCUGUACAUGAAUCGGGGCACGGAAGACAGCAUCAUUAUACCAUUGCCACAAGAAGGUCCUGAGCAAAAUUUGCAUCGCGCUUCAUCAAGUGGAAUUAAUCUUUCUGCAGAGAAUCGAAAUCGAGUUAAGAAAAUAGAACAACAGAUUACAAAAAGAACUUCAAAUGUAAAUGAAGAUUUAGAAGUUGAUAGCCUAUAUGCUUGUCAUAAUGCUGCAAUAGUAGAAGAACAUGAAGACAAUGCUGGAGAGAGCGACGCUGGUAGUGUAUCGAAUGUUUCAGAUGACAUUGAAUUUGAGAGUUUACUUUCAAAAGCUAAAGCAUGGCAUGCUGAAUUACUAGAACGGGGCGCGUGGCGAGACGCUUGUUAUACGUCGAACAGAUUCAUUGCUGGUUUAUUUGAUAAGGAUGGGGGAAUGCUACGUAUGGAAAAUAUGGGGAUACGAUUACUGAUCCCUCCAGGAGCAAUUGGAGGAGGAGUUGAGCUUAUAUACAUAUACGUCGCUACAGAGCAGAUAGGUAUACCUCUAACUGAACCUGGUAAGAUACGAGCAUCUCCGACAGUGUUUUGUGGGCCGCAUGGCAUGCAGUUUCUUGAGCGUGUCGUACUUUCGUAUGAACACUGUGCUAACAUCCACGAUGAAGGUACCAACUUGCUUCCGAUGUUCACGUCGUCUUUGCCAAGUAAAGAAAUGCACUUUACAAAUCUAGAAGAAGAAGACGAUGUUCUUGUCAUCAAAAGAGAUGGAAGGUGUUCGAUAAUGAUAUCACAUUUUACAGGGUUUUCAAGCAUUGCUACGUCGGCAAAUCCAGACCAAUCGUUGGAGAUAUUCAUGAAUUUAGUUGUGUAUUCCUCGUUUUUGCAUCAUUCUAGCACCGACAUGAUAUUAAGACUGUAUUUCGUUCAUAAAACUGCAGAUGCGUUGCACAACGUUUUCUGUGAGGAAGAAAGCUUAGAGGGCAUCAAGCUAACGCCGUUUACUCCCUGGUUAAUCGAUACAAAUGGAAAGUCCAUUACGCGUAAUGUAUUGUAA